Messenger RNA from Pecten maximus, 3524 nucleotides. RefSeq names its product tRNA wybutosine-synthesizing protein 5-like. Gene Ontology annotation, molecular function: calcium ion binding; 2-oxoglutarate-dependent dioxygenase activity. Bases 90 to 1547 code for a protein of 485 amino acids. Lineage: Eukaryota; Metazoa; Mollusca; Bivalvia; Pectinida; Pectinidae. The transcript has 8 exons. The record is from RefSeq and is a predicted model, not a curated record.
CGGACCCAUUUUCUGACAAUGUAAACAUGGCUGCUCGCAUGGUGGACACGCUUGGAACUAGCCUUUAGCACGAAAACACGACUGUUUGAAUGAGAUUAAUGACCAUUGAGAUGAAGGGAGUGCUCCUUGUGUUGUGCGUUACAUGGUCAAGUCUGUUACUACCAACUCAUGGGACUGGAAACCCUCCAGGCCACCUGGAACCCCUUGGGAGCCACAUGCCUCCAGAGGAAGGGGUUCCAAUGAUGGGAAAGUUUCCAUCCCCGUGGGUGUUCUAUGAGGACUUUGUGAAGCAGUCGCAGCCCUUAGUGAUGAGGAAAGUCCUGUUGAGCGGUGAUAUUCCUGCUUUUCAAAAGUGGACUGAUGCUUAUCUAAGUGAUAUAUUCGGCCAUGUACAGGUGGAGGUUGAGAGUGGUAAGAAGGAAGACAGGGAGAAUGGAUCUACAUGGCGCAUGACAUUGGAAAAAUACAUCAGUGUAUACGAAAAACUCAACGGCUACCUAGUCACAGAUAUACCAGAUUCAUUAAAAGUGGACCUGACAGUGCCGUUAACCCUGCAGUGUGGAGGUUUCCAAAACAGCCUACAAACCAUCAUUAUGUGGUUCAGUAGUGGGGGGACCAAGUCCCAUCUCCAUAACGACAACUUAGAUAACAUCAACUGUGUCUUUGAUGGGACUAAGGAACUUGUCCUCAUAGACAAAAAGCACGCUGACUUGAUACAUGCCAAUGGCUGGGAGGAGAAGGAAGGUUACAGUCGAGUUAACGUCGACAGAGUGGACAUGCAUGAGUUCCCAAACUUGAGGGAGGUCCCCUGGCGCAAAGUUGUGGUCAACAAAGGCGACUGCCUCUUUAUUCCUCACAGGUGGUUCCACCAGGUCCACUCCCUUCCUGGACGUAACCUGGCCCUGAACUUCUGGUUCCAACAUCGAAUGUGGUACAACACCUCCGAGUGUAAAGAUAUGGAUCCUUAUACAGCACCUCCGAAACCCCUCGUUCAGUUUGAUUUCCCCAACCCUAUCGAAGAGGCCAGGUCCACACUUCUGGAGUCAAUGGAAGGGAAGGAGAGUGUCACAAAGAAGGAUUUCUACACACUGUUUGGGACUGAUCUAAAGGAAUACGAUGAGAUCAAUGAGUGCUUUGAGAUCAUUGAUGAGGAUAAAAAUAAUUUACUGGACUGGCCAGAACUAUACAAGUUUGAUUUAGACAAGAUGGUCAAAGACUAUCCUGUCUUGUUUGCUGGCGUUGACCUUGAACUUGAUGAAGAGGAAGACGAGGUCGGGUAUGAUGAAUCGGAUGAAUCGGACAACAGUGAACCAGGAGAGAAUGAUUUUUUCAAUGACAAAGAACAAGAUCUGGAUUCUCUGGAAGAACAAAAAGAUGAAGAAGACUUUAAAAAAGAAAUGUAUUAUGAUAAACAAAAAUCCAAUGAAUUUGAAAGUGAAACAAUUGAUAGCUUUGAUGGAGGGAUAUAUAUACAUCAUGUCAAACAGGAGAAAGUGAUAGUCCAGGUAGAAAAGGAUUCCGAGAAAAUGAAACACGAGGAAUUAUAGCACACAUCUGUUUAGAAUUAUUCUUGGAAAUAGUAAAAUGUGCAAUGAUAACAUUUAACUCAUCUGAUUAGAUUCAUAUCAAAAAAAUAUUUUGAGAUUUGGAGAACGUUGCUAUUGACUUGAUUUAGGACUCUUUAAAAGGUAUGAUAAUUCUAAUGUUCUGUAGUUAUGUAAAAAUUAGUAAUAAUUUGCUAAAAUCAAAUUGCUUAUGUUAACAGCUAGUUAUGAUAGUGUGUGGGUAAAAUUCAAAGCGAUUAGACACCAUAUAGGCAUUAUUUAUUUAUGAUACAGUAUACAUGGAGUGUGGUUAACCUUUACUGAGCUCUUUGUUAUAAUGGCGAGAUUCUAUUACUCAAAUUGUUAAGUUCAUACAGGGAAGGUGUUCCUACAUAAUAUAAACCUUAUCAUUCCACUCCCUACAUUCCCUUUAUAGGACCCUAAAACAUAUCAAUUAUAUAUUUCAUUUUAAUAUUUUAAUAUCUGUUUUUGAUUUACAUUAUAUGGUUGUGAGAAUCAGGAUCAUUUUCUAUGUGAUGAUUAUUGUUAAUAUGUUUUUGUUUAUAUUAAGUAAUGUAUAGGUCAAAAUAUACCACUACGUUCAUUGUCAAGGUUUUUAAUCAGAAUAGCAUGACACUGGCUGUAUAUGUGAUCAGCUUUAUAUUUUGACUGUAAUCAUUACUGGAAAUGUAUCAUGGUGAAAAAAAUACUACUUUACCAGACUUAGAUAUUUACAGGAAAUGCAUUACGGCAUAAUACUACUUUAUCAAACUGUAAUAUUUACAUUAUGUUAAAAUACUACUUUACCAGACUGUAAUAUUUACAUUACGGUAAAAUACUACUUUACCAGACUGUAAUAUUUACAUUAUGGUAAAAUACUACUUUACCAGACUGUAAUAUUUACAGGAAAUACAUUACGGUAAAAUACUACUUAACCAGACUGUAAUAUUUACAUUACGGUAAAAUACUACUUUACCAGACUGUAAUAUUUACAGGAAAUACAUUACGGUAAAAUACUACUUUACCAGACUGUAAUAUUUACAUUACGGUAAAAUACUACUUUACCAGACUGUAAUAUUUACAUUACGGUAAAAUACUACUUUACCAGACUGUAAUAUUUACAUUACGGUAAAAUACUACUUUACCAUGCAGACUGUAAUAUUUACAUUACGGUAAAAUACUACUUUACCAGACUGUAAUAUUUACAUCACGGUAAAAUACUACUUUACCAGACUGUAAUAUUUACAGGAAAUACAUUACAGUAUAAUACUACUUUACCAGACUGUAAUAUUUACAUUACGGUAAAAUACUACUUUACCAGACUGUAAUAUUUACAGGAAAUACAUAACGGUAAAAUACUACUUUACCAGACUGUAAUAUUUACAGGAAAUACAUUGCGGUAAAAUACUAUUUUUGAACUGAAAUCAUUUAGGAAGAUAUUUAUCUUGGCCAAAAUACUACUUUACUGCAAACUGAAAUCACUACAAUAGAUAAAUGUGGUAAAAUAUUUCUUUCUUAAACUGAAAUGAUUAUGGACGAUAAAUUAUGGUCAAAAAUUACUCUACCUAACUGAAAUCAUUAAGGAAGAUAUCAUGUAUUACCAAACUGAAAUAAUUACUGCUAUAUGUGAAGACAUUGAUUUGUUGACACAGUCAGGUCAGUAAAAUUGGCCUCAACCAUUACAGAUUGAGUAGAUUAAUAGUAUUUUAUACUGUUUAAUGUUGUAGGAUUAUUUGAUUUAUCCUUACUUCAUCAAGUGCCAUUUUAUAUUAAUUGAUCUUUGAUCUAUUUUUUUUAUCAUUGAUGUACUGAAUGGUGGGAUGGUGACUUCAACCAAUACAUUUCUAUGCAAAAUGCUUCUUUAUGUUCACCUAGAACAAAAGGUGAAGUGAUUUCUAUAUUCUUAUACAAUGUAUAUUCCUUUACUUGAUUGUUACAAAAUAUGAAACAGAAAAUAGAAAAUAAAAUCUUUAAAAUGAA